CUUUGCUUUAUUCUCACAUCUUAUAUCUGGCUUGAGCUCCUCACAGCCACCCCCGUGCAAUGCAAUAAUCCUGUGUAAUCUUCUUUUCUUUCUCCCAGAACCCACCAUCAAGAACCAAGAAAGAAAACCCUAGACUACUUGAAGAAUGAAGUCUUGUCUUCCAUUAGAACCAAGCAAAACUCAUCACCAACUUAUCCAUAAUAAUCACAUUGAAACACAGAGUUUCUUGUCCUAUGAUCAUCAUCAUCAUUACCAAGAAAGUGAUGCGAAGAAGAUUACUGAUUUAAAAUGCAUACCCUCAAAGACUCCGACCCUCCCAGUACUCCGUCAGGCAGGAGAUGAUGCAAUGAAGGCGGUUAGAGAAGAACAGUUAUUGCAGGAUGAUUGUGGACGUGAAAGGCUCAAGAGACAUAGGAUUGAGGCUGCAGGUAGUGUUUGGAUCCCUGAUAUUUGGGGUCAUGAGGAGCUUUUGAAGGAUUGGAUUGAUUGUUCUGUGUUCGAAGCUUCUUUAAUGCCUAACAGGAUUAUGUCCGCUCGUGCAGCUUUGGUUGAACAAGGAAGAAGAAGAACUUCCUGCACUCCUGGAAGAUUAAGAAUAGAAAACAGAUGAAUUGAGAUUACUAAAAUCUGUAAUAGAUGGAACGAAUUGUGUCCACUCCACCUGAGCUUGGUUUUGAGAUGUGGACCAUGUGAACCUGAGCUUGAUUAGAUAUUGAACCGGAGCCACAAAAAAGCAGCCUCCACAGCUGCUGCUUCUAUUUCAGGUUUGGUAUGAUGUAAUUGAAUGUAAUAAUAAAAUUAAAUUUCAAUAUUUUUUUAUUGAA
Hevea brasiliensis (rubber tree) is the source of this 824-nucleotide messenger RNA. RefSeq lists its product as uncharacterized. NCBI's taxonomy places the organism in Eukaryota, Viridiplantae, Streptophyta, Magnoliopsida, Malpighiales, Euphorbiaceae. Gene Ontology annotation, biological process: blue light signaling pathway. Bases 146 to 610 code for a protein of 154 amino acids. The record is from RefSeq and is a predicted model, not a curated record. The transcript is spliced from 2 exons.